Messenger RNA from Aspergillus wentii DTO 134E9, 1440 nucleotides. RefSeq lists its product as uncharacterized. The transcript is spliced from 5 exons. Gene Ontology annotation, biological process: transmembrane transport. Bases 1 to 1440 code for a protein of 479 amino acids. The record is from RefSeq and is a predicted model, not a curated record. Gene Ontology annotation, molecular function: transmembrane transporter activity. Gene Ontology annotation, cellular component: membrane. Lineage: Eukaryota; Fungi; Ascomycota; Eurotiomycetes; Eurotiales; Aspergillaceae.
AUGGAGGAGUCUAUGGAAGUCACCACUUGCCAUGAGAACGUUCUCGCAGAUGAGGCUCUCUCCCAGUAUACGGAAGAAGAAAAGACGAAGGCAUUCCGAAAACUGGACUGGAAUUUGAUCCCUCUACUCGGUUUCCUUUACAUGCUGUCUUACAUCGAUCGAGGCAAUGUUGGAAACGCUUACACGGCCGGUAUGGGAAACGAAUGGGGCAUCACUUCCAACCAAUAUUCCUGGAUCAUUACCGCGUAUUAUCUGGCUUAUAUUGCUUUCCACUGGUUUAUUCUCCUUUGGAAAUUGGUUUCUUUACCGAUGUGGGUUGCUAUUGUUGCCUUUGGAUGGGGCGCCGCGAGUAUUCUCCAGGCAGCGACUACAAAUUUCGCAGGAAUCAUCGCUCUUCGGUGCUUGAUCGGGGCCUUUGAAGCUGGUUUCGCCCCUGGAGUUGCUUUAUUCCUCUCCUUCUUCUACCACCGAUCGGAAAUGGGCUUCCGAUACGGCCUCUUCAUCUCAUUUUCUCCCAUCGCCAACUGCUUUGCAUCUGCAUUGGCUUAUGGUAUUGUUCAUGCCAAUACCUCACUAUCCCAGUGGAAACUGUUGUUUAUUAUCGAAGGAAUUCCUACCCUCCUCGUCGCACCACUUGCCCUUAUCUUCCUUCCCAAGGGCCCGGGCGAAUGUCGAUUCCUCACAAAGAGAGAGAAUGAUAUCAUUCGUCUCCGUGCCCUCUCCGCCCGUGGGCAUGAGGAAAAGGGUAAGUUGAAUAUGAAGCAGGUUUUUUCUGCUUUCUACGACUACAAAAAUUACUUCCAGGCCAUCAUUAUCUUCUGUCUGAAUGCGGCCUUCGCUGCGCUGCCAGCUUUCCUUUCAACUAUCAUUGAGGAUAUUGGAUACUCCUCAGUUCAAGCACAGGGUCUGUCUGCACCACCAUACCUUGCCUCCUAUUUCGUUUGCUUGGCUUGCUCGUUCCUCUCCGAUAGGGUGAAGAACCGCUCUUAUUUCCUGAGCGCUCUCAGUACGGUAGGAGCUGUGGGAUAUCUGGUUCAAGCCCUUGUCAAAACAAGCGCCGUGCGAUAUUUUGCCACCUACCUUAUCUGCGGUGGUGUCUUCCCCGCUGUCGCUCUCACUUUCACCUGGGUGACUGAUAAUCAAGGCUCGGCCUCAAAGCGAGGUGCAGGAUUGGUCAUCUUUGGGAUGGUGGGACAAGCUGGUUCGAUUGCUGGCUCUCGCUUCUUUCCCAAGGAAGACGGGCCGUUCUAUGUCAGGGGAAUGGCCAUCAGUGCCGGCCUUUUGUUCUUUGUUGCCAUUCUCACCCAGGGACUGCGAUUCCUGCUUGACAGGGAGAAUAAGCGCCGGGAUCGUAUCCAUGGCACAGUGAAGACGACUGAUAUGUCGAACGAUGUGGCAAAUGCUGGAGAUGAACACCCCAGCUACCGCUUCAUGUUGUGA